UUUGAACAGAGCGCACGCGCGAAUCCACGCUCGUCCGAUGGUCGAAACGAAACCGUUCUGUGUCUGUGUCCUUUUGUGCCGAGUGAUCCUGUCGAACAUCCGUCCGCGGUGACGCGUGAAGUGUCUAGUUUUGGUUGCGAUCGAGGAGGCCGCAGUGAUCGAUCAAUCGAUCGUCGAGAAUUAGGUUCGCAAAUCAAUGAACAACCGUGCCCCAUUCCGCUAGACCCGAUUUGGAACGGUGCGAAGAGAAACGAAAUUGGAUUAUUCAGUUUUAUCGCGACUGUAAAUUUAAAUUUACGAUCAAGUUUUAUGGAUUAUUUUAUCAGGAUCAUUUAAUUUAAAAGAAGAAAGAACCCAGAAGAGAGAACAGAGCGGGGCUGAAGAGCACAAACGGGUCGAGCCGCAGCGCAAAAGAAACAGAUCAAGAGGUGUUUUUUGUUGUUAUUAUGUGCGCGUCGUCAUCGACGGCUUCGUCGCUGGGAUGGGUGCUGUGCUGAGGGGGAAAAGGAUUCGAUCGAGUUUUUCGAAAGUGAUCUCCGGAAAGCAAGUGAAGAAAGGAAAAUAAAUUGAUAAGAAAAUAAGAUAAUGUGGAGUGAAAUUUAUUCGCCUCUUUAAGCGUGUUGAUAAAGAAAAAAGAAAAUAAACCGGGCCGAGAGGUGCAGCGAACGCACCUAAAAUAACGAUCAUCGAGAUCAAAACAGAUCGAGUGAGGUCUCGGGGACCGCGUUUGGUGGCAGCAGGAUCCCAAGAAGACGGUGCAAAGCAAACAGUGAAACAAUUAUGCAAUCGGGCAUGUCCAACGCAAAUGUUCUGUUGUUUUUCAAAUUAGUUGUUGCUAAAUGAGGGAGUUCGAAUUGAUCUAAAAAGUGAGAACGAAAACAAAUUGGUGGGGCCACCGUUAGUGACCCUGGGCUUCAAAAUUGCAAGGCUACAAAGAUGCGUCCCUCGCCGGCCUUGCUGUCGGUCCUGUUUGGCACCAUUUUUGGUGUCUUCGGAGCAUCGCUCAGUAAAUCACUUCUAUCGCAAGCACCGGACGAGUGCCGGUGGUCCGGCUACAGUGAAGACGAUUUGACCCUCGUGUGUAGACUAAGAACUAUCAACAGUGAGCUGGAAAAUACGAACUUUAGUGUUCUUCAUCCGGAAAACACCGUCCGAUUACGGUUACAGUGCAACGAUGGGUUGUUCUUUCAAUCCAGUAUCAGCCCUGGCAGUUUCCGUCAGCUGUCAGAGCUACGAUCGCUCUCAAUCGAGUAUUGCAAAAUAGCAAACCUCAGCGAUGGUUCCUUUCGAGGACUGAAGGAACUUACCAAUCUGACACUGCGCACGCACAACACAGAUUGGUCGUCGGUUAGCUUGGAGAUCGCGCCGCAUGUGUUUAAUUCUGAGUUGUCAAAACUCGAGCAACUUGAUCUGAGUCAGAACAAUAUGUGGUCCCUACCGGAUGGUAUGAUCUGCCCGUUGACAAAACUACAAAACUUGAACCUGACGCAGAAUCGACUGCGUGAUUUGUCGGUGUUCCACUUUAGUGCUUCUUUAAGCACGCGACUAUCAAAGAAGUGUGGAGGAUCUAUCACAACACUGGAUUUGUCCCACAACAACAUUGACAAUUUGCCACCAGCCAUCUUCUCUGGCCUUGGGAAGCUAACGGAACUGAGCCUUCAGAACAAUGGUCUCAACUUCAUAGCCGAUCGCGCCUUGGAAGGUCUUAUAUCACUUUCAAAACUGGACAUUUCCCUGAACCGGCUUUCGAACCUUCCUCCAGAGCUCUUCUCUGAAGCCAAACACAUCAAGGAGAUCUAUCUUCAGAACAACAGCAUCAAUGUUCUGGCUCCGGGAAUCUUCAGCGAACUUCAACAGCUGCUCGUCCUUGAUCUCUCAAACAACGAACUUACUUCCGAAUGGAUCAACCCGGCAACCUUUAAAGGGUUGUCCCGUUUAAUUCUCCUGGACCUAUCAAACAACAAAAUAUCCAAACUGGAACCAUCCAUCUUUCGUGAUCUCUUCAGUCUGCAGAUUUUACGCCUGCAGGACAACUUCAUCGAAACCAUCCACGAAAGCACCUUCUCGGAAUUAACUGCCCUGCACACUUUGGUCAUCUCGAACAAUCGUCUAUCGAACAUUGAGUACUUCUCCUUUCAAGGCCUAAGCCGGCUAACCCUCCUCUCACUGGACUACAACCGAAUAUCACGGAUCGAUCGCGUAGCAUUGCGCAACCUGUCAACGCUGCACGAUCUCCAUCUCAAUGGCAACAAGCUACUGCAAGUGCCGGAUGCGCUUUAUGACGUCCCUCUACUGAGGACGCUGGAUUUGGGAGAGAACCACAUCAGCAAUAUCGAUAAUGCCAGUUUCAAGGAGAUGGUUCACAUGUACGGCUUGAGAUUGACCGAAAACAACAUCGAAACGAUCCGGAAGGGGACGUUCGAUGCGAUGAAAUCGCUUCAGAUUCUAAAUCUGUCGAAGAAUCGACUGAAGAAAGUGGACGCGGCCUGCUUCGAUAACAACACCAAUCUGCAGGCGAUUCGACUGGAUGGAAACUAUUUGACGGACAUUUCCGGGUUGUUUACGAAGCUGCCGAAUUUGGUGUGGUUGAAUAUUUCGGACAAUCAUUUGGAGGUGUUCGAUUACGCGUUGAUACCGACGGGGCUGCAGUGGUUGGAUAUCCAUGCGAACAAGAUUGCCGAGCUGGGGAACUACUUUGAGAUCGAGAGCCAGCUGGCGCUGAGUACGAUCGACGCGAGCUCGAACCAGCUGACCGAGAUCACGGGCAGUGCCAUUCCGAACAGUGUGGAGCUGCUGUAUUUGAACGAUAAUUUGAUUUCCAAGGUGCAGUCGUACACGUUUUUCAAGAAGCCGAACUUGACGCGGGUGGAUCUGUUCGGGAACAAGAUAACGACUUUGGAUCCAAAUGCGCUGCGGAUAUCGGCCGUGCCGGAUGAUAAGGCGUUGCCGGAGUUUUACAUUGGGGGAAAUCCGUACCAGUGCGAUUGUAAUUUGAACUGGUUGCAGAAGAAUAAUGUGGAUUCGAGGACGCAGCCGAAACUGAUGGAUCUGGACAGCAUCUAUUGCAAACUGUUGUACAAUCGAGGAAGAACGUACGUACCGCUGGUGGAGGCCUUACCGAAUCAGUUCCUGUGCAAGUACGAGACGCAUUGCUUCGCGCUGUGUCAUUGCUGUGAUUUUUAUGCGUGCGAUUGCAAGAUGGAAUGCCCGGCGAGGUGUACGUGCUACCAUGAUCAGAGCUGGACGUCGAACGUUGUGGACUGUUCCAGGGCUGGAUACGAAGAGCAACUCCCGGAGCAGAUUCCGAUGGACUCGACGCAGAUCUACUUGGAUGGAAACAAUUUCCGCACGUUGAGCAGCCACGUUUUUCUGGGCCGGAAAAAGUUGAAGGUUUUGUUUUUGAACAACAGCAAUGUGGAGUUAAUUAGCAAUCGGACUUUCUACGGGCUGAAGGAAUUGGAAAUUCUGCAGCUUGAUCAUAAUCAGAUCGUCGGUUUGAAUGGGUUCGAGUUUGUGGGACUGGAUCGAUUGAAGGAACUGCUGCUGCAGUACAACAAAAUAGCGACGAUUGCAAACCAUAGUUUCGAUCAUUUGCCUAGUCUGAAGGUGUUGAGGUUGGAUCAUAACCGGAUCGUUGAGUUCAAUAUGUGGCACUUACCGAAACAACUGACAGAUUUGAGGUUGGCCUCGAACCCAUGGGCCUGCGAGUGCGAGUACGUGGAAAAAUUCCGCGAGUAUCUAAAAACGUACGACUUUGUGAAAGAUAGGACGAAAGUGCGGUGUUCGGUGGCAAUCGCGGCAGGAAAUGACACUGCUAUGGUGGUUGGAGGAGCGGUGAAUGAAUCCGCCGUCGUGGUUUCUCCUGCUGGUCCGAGGGCGGUCCCGUUGGAUGGCAGUGGGGAGUCAACGUCGAUGGGAGCUGGUGGUUUCUUGAUUUAUUUGGACAACAGUACGACACUGUGCAGCGGUGCUGUGCCACUCGAUAACAUCAUCAACGGGAACUUGACGUCGCGUAAGACGGUCCUAUCUCCACCACCAAUCGAAGGUUAUAUCCCGCUGUUGGUGGCUGCGCUGUGUGGAUUCACGGUGAUCAUCAUCAUGACGCUUAUUAUGUUCGUAUUUCGGCAGGAGAUGCGUGUUUGGUUUCAUUCUCGCUUCGGAGUGCGGCUGUUCUACCGGAAUGCAGAUAUGGAUAAGAACGAAAGAGAUAAGCUGUUCGAUGCAUUUGUGUCGUACAGCUCGAAGGAUGAGGCAUUUGUGGCGGAGGAGCUGGCACCCAUGUUGGAAAAUGGUGACCCUUCGUAUAAGCUGUGCUUGCAUUACCGCGACUUUCCCGUGGGUGCGUACAUUGCCGACACAAUCGUCCAAGCAGUGGAAUCAUCACGGAGGACGAUCAUGGUCUUAUCCGAGAAUUUCAUCAAAUCCGAAUGGUGCCGGUUCGAGUUUAAAUCCGCGCAUCAUCAAGUGCUGCGAGAUCGUCGAAGACGAUUAAUUGUGAUCUUGCUGGGAGAGGUCCCUCAAAAAGAUCUCGAUCCUGAUAUUCGCUUAUACUUGAAAACAAACACCUACCUGCAGUGGGGUGACAAGCUCUUCUGGGAGAAACUUCGGUUCGCGUUGCCCGACGUGCCAAACAACCAACGACGAAGACAGCAACAAUCGAUCAAUAUGACUCAUUCCAAUAUUCGAAACAACUACCAGCUCAGUCGAACGCCAAAUAAUAGGAAUAAUACCAAUAACCAGUUGAUCAUGCUCCAGCAGCAGCCACCACAGCCGGACCCCAGACUGAGGCCACCGCAGCAACAGGAGCAUUCUUCGCUCCAGCAGCAACCACUUCCGCUGCCGGGGCUUGCGCAGCAACCGCAGCCGCCACAACUGUUGCAACAUCAACGACAGCAGCAGCAGCAACAACAGCAGGAGCAGCGGGGGGUCGGCAAUGCCUCGCCCCGAACCGUUGGGAUCCACAUAUGACCCCGACCCACUGUGUGAUAGUUGGACCGCUUGUAAAAAUGGUAAACGAACUGAUUAGGUGAAUUUUAGGAAUUUUCCCUUCGAACGCGAAACAAAUGUGAUAUUUAUCGUUAAGUCAUUAUAAAUUAUGAGCCGUACUCGAAGCGAAAUCGACCGAACCGGACGUGUAAAAAGUGACCCCAUAGAUCUAAUGGUCGAAUAGGAACAUUGUAUAAAGAUAAUCAAAAUAAAACAAGGUGCAAUUCUGUUCUAUCGGUCUCUCGUCGAAACCUCAAAACCUCAAAGUCGACAAAAAAAUAGAACAAGUGACAUUAUCAAGCUCCGAAUGAAAGACCCCAACCGAAUGGCUGUCCCCGUUUUACACAGAAGAAGAGAGCAAGAGUGAUGCCGACGGCAAUACGUCGUUCCCCAUAAGCAAGCCGGCAGAGAAGAUUAAUCAAGUUCAAGUUACAUCACAACAGCACUGCAGAAAAAAAAAUCGACAUGUGACCCGACACAAAAAAUAUACCUGCAACGAUGAACACAAAUCAAAUGCAAAUCCAAGUCCCAGUGAAACAAGUUUGUAGAAGUAGUGAAGCCCUAGUGAUUCGAGCGUCGCGCGCGCGUAGAUCGUCAUCCUCUGGGAGCGAAAAUAAUUGUUACAUCGAUCAAGAAGCCCUGGUUCCCAGCCGGUAAUGAGUGGCAUCGUCCUCAAUCUCCGCCCCACCUCGCACCGUAGUGAAGUGAACGAAGAAGCAAACUGGAAACUAUCUGCCCCAUUCUCUCGAACGGGCAGAUGAAGAAGAUCUCGUGACAGCCGGGAAGCCGAUGGUGAAGAAGAAGAAGUGCUGGCGAUCGCCGCCCGAUCGCAAUUUAAUAAUGAUAGUGACAUUCUCCGGAGUCGUUACGCUUUCCUGUGUCACGUCCACCGAGGCCCCCUCCCCCAGUCAUUCGUCGUCCACCCGAAGGGACUUUAUUACACGAUCAUCAGCAUAAUCAACGGUUUAUUAUACAAUACUUGCGUUGUUGCGCGGUGGUGUAGUGAUGCGUUGGGUGCAUACAAACGUCCAGCGCAGCAGAUCAUCGCCGAGGACACCGGGGACCCAAACAGUGAACAAUUACCACACUGCCAGCACCACCAGCAGCAGCAGCACCACCAUCAACAACAGCGAGCAGUGACCAAGCUGCUACCGCAAAGACACCGAGCCCGCUUCGUCGUCGUCGCAGUGACAGCCACAGCUACCAGUUUCCAGGGUCCCAGAGUGGGGCACACGAGGAGCUGCACCGAACUGGACGCCGGCCAGCCAAGCGGCCGUGUUGUGUUCUCCGGCAGCAGUCAGUGCAGUUUAGUUUCUUUCUUCAUUUAUUUUUGCACUUAUUACUGUUAUUAUUUAUAUUCUCCCUGUCCGUGUUUUGUAUCGUCGUCAACACAUCGCAAGCAAGAACUGGUAGGCGCAAAAGAAAACUUUCUUUAAUAUUUGCUCUUUAAUAUAAGCUAAAUUGCACCAGAAACAACUCGAACAACCAACUAGAGUAGAGAACUGCGAUCGUACGAGGGACAAAUAAAAGCAGAAGCUAACCAUUGAAGAGACCGUAUUAAAAUAAUCAUCUUCCCCCUGUUAGCCAGGGGGUUUGAAUCAGAUUUCUAUGAGAAUGACGAGGGAGCGCACUUCUUUUCGAUCCCAAGGCGGAUUGUUGUGAUUUCGCCGCAUUCCGUUACAAUUGCAAACCGAAAUGCCAUCUGUUGCGAAGUCGGAAGUUUGGUACACGAACACGAUCUAAUUCAGCAGCGGGAGCAAUUUAGACCAUUUCGGAAUGCGAAUAAGUUUGUACGGCUUUCCCAGAAUGGUGGCUACAUUUGAUUAUUCCAUUAGACGAAUGCGGUAACUUUAUUAUGCGGCGAAGUGGAGGAAAUAAUGUUGUUAGACAAUCGUAAAUGGAAAUAUUUGCACGAUAAAUCGGCCAAGUGAUUGCACAAAAAGCCGCAAACUGAACCGCGUAGAUAAUGGCAUCAAAAGACUUCAAGCGACGAACCUGCUUUAGGUAAUAUUCUCUGGAUGUAGAUAAUCAAUUGUUCAACUCUUUUCUUUUGAUAAUUAUGCCCAAAUAACGUUAGAUGCAAUUCUAUAUUAAAAGAUUAUGGAAACGAAGAUAAUUCAGACUAGUCAUCGUAUGAUGUACUACUUGCUGGUUCGAUGUAACAUUUAAACCCUCAUUUUGCUCAAGUUUUCAUUUGUAUUACACUCGAAAAAUCAUCACAUGAUUGGCAGUCUGAAAUAUUUUUGUUGUCCCAAUUAAAUAUUAGAAUAUGCCAUAGCGUCUCAGUAUUAAAUACUCAAAAUUUCGUCAAAAAUGUAGGAUAUUAAAUUAUCUAGUCUAGUCAAAGCUGAAUAUUUUAAAACCCAGGACCAAAAUUUGGCGUUAUUGUUUAGGAUUCAUGACGAAGAUAGUGAUAGCGUAUAAGUGGCUAAAUUGCACAAAUCAACAACUCACAUGUAGAGUAUUUUAAGUAAUUGAAACGACUGGAAACACUUAUUCUGCUUCGAUUUAUGGUGGAAUAUAGGCUGUAUAUGUAAAUACUGAACGAAACACAUAACUUUGUACCAUAUUGCAGAAAAAUAUAUGCCCAACGAAUUUUAAAAAAUUAUAAAA
Armigeres subalbatus is the source of this 7599-nucleotide messenger RNA. RefSeq names its product toll-like receptor Tollo (gene Tollo). NCBI's taxonomy places the organism in Eukaryota, Metazoa, Arthropoda, Insecta, Diptera, Culicidae. The record is from RefSeq and is a predicted model, not a curated record. Bases 937 to 4968 code for a protein of 1343 amino acids. Gene Ontology annotation, molecular function: protein binding. The transcript has a single exon. Gene Ontology annotation, biological process: signal transduction.